Drosophila nasuta is the source of this 684-nucleotide messenger RNA. RefSeq names its product glycerol kinase 3-like. NCBI's taxonomy places the organism in Eukaryota, Metazoa, Arthropoda, Insecta, Diptera, Drosophilidae. Gene Ontology annotation, molecular function: glycerol kinase activity. Gene Ontology annotation, cellular component: mitochondrion. Gene Ontology annotation, biological process: phosphorylation; triglyceride metabolic process; glycerol-3-phosphate biosynthetic process. The annotation marks the transcript as partial. The transcript is spliced from 2 exons. The record is from RefSeq and is a predicted model, not a curated record.
AAAGCGUUCUGGGUGCGUGCAGCUAUAACAUGGCAGUGUGUUAUUUGCCCUUGGGGCGACUUUACUACACAUGUUCGUCAACGAUGCCUUGAGCCGCAGCAACCGCAGCAGCUUGCUCCAGAUCGUUUAACAACGCUGGACAACUCAUUGGAUGUGUACUUUGUGCCAGCCUUCAAUGGCCUCUAUGCCCCGUACUGGAAUCAGGAUGCUCGUGGAGUAAUCUGUGGCCUAAGCGAGGAGACAACCAGUGAACAUAUUGUGCGUGCCACCCUCGAGGCGGUUUGCUUCCAGGUACGCGACAUUCUCGAUGCCAUGCACAAGGAUUGUAAGAUUCCGCUGGCAAAGUUGAUGGUGGAUGGCGGUAUGACUGUGAACAAUCUGUUUCUGCAACUGCAGUCCGACUUGGUUGGUAUCCAUGUGCUACGCGCCAAGAUUUCCGAGACCACUGCGCUGGGCGCUGCAAUGGCUGCUUAUAAGGUUGUGGAACCGAAUUACAACAUGGAGGGUCCGCUUUCCAAGUCUGAUAAGCGUGUGCCCAUCAAACCGAAAGUGAAGUCGUCGGAACGCAAUCUGCGCUAUGAGAAAUGGAAAAUGGCCAUUGAACGAUCUCUUAACUGGGAAACAUCGACGCUAUCGCAAGGCGAGCGCGAGUCCUUUGAUGGUGCUUAAGCAACAACAGAUUGC